This is a messenger RNA of Chondrus crispus (carragheen), 2741 nucleotides long. RefSeq lists its product as hypothetical. Lineage: Eukaryota; Rhodophyta; Florideophyceae; Gigartinales; Gigartinaceae. The record is from RefSeq and is a predicted model, not a curated record. The transcript is spliced from 2 exons. Bases 1 to 267 code for a protein of 88 amino acids.
AUGGAACCGAACCAUUCUAUCCGCUCGUACCCAGCCUCCAGUAUCCUCGUUAGAGAAUGUGCACCAGAAGGUCAGGAUACGGGCGCCAUCAUUGGUCUUACCCCAGCGAGCAAAUUUACCUUUAGAAACCUUUUGGUGGGUUUGAUCGAUGGUGGCUGGCCAGUAAGGAUAGGACGAAUAACGACAAAGGACAAGCUCACCCAGCUUGAAAGGGAGGUCUUCGUCCGCAUCGACUUCGUCGGAACGCUUCUUUGGUCCCAUGGCUGAAGUCUAAACGGAAUGGUCCUACACCGAGUAGAUAGUCGAACCCGUGAAGAAGAUGGCAGCAAGGGGUGUAGUCUUUGCUUGUUGAUUUCGAGUUGCUUUGCGUGCCGUGCUACGCAGAAUCGAAAUAGGGCGCAAUGCGAGUGAUAAGAUCCAAGAAAGGGCAGAGUCUGGAAAGGCGAAAAAUGGCGGUCGACCUGCAGGGAUGAUCGCAAACGAAGAUAACACGUGACCUAUCCACUGUUGGGCUUGGAUUACAGUCGGUUGAGUGCGGUAGCAGCGAAAUCAGUUUCCAGGGGACUUGAAAGGGUGUUGACAGGCGCUCUUAGCGAAAGUGGGACUGCUAUAUUCGCAAGGAUGAGGACGGCACGUAAGGAGCGUACCAGAAACAAGCGCCCUCACGAGGCGACCACCGCAAGCCUGAAGAAAUUUUCUCUAGCUGUGGGCUAAAGGUGCGGGUUUGGUUCCGGAAGAGCCACGCAAACGAUGUCUGUAUCCAGCGACGGCGAAUUGAACUGCAAAUACGUAGGACGGAAUGCGGAAUGCGGAAUCAGUACCCGCCGUAGCUCUCAGACUGCGCAAAUGAAACCGUUCAGCCGUCAGUUUGCAGAGAUGAAAAUGAAGAGAUCAGCUGGGAGUCGGCAAGAAAGUCCAAAAGCGAUUGCGGGUCAAGAACAGACAAGCAGUUGAACCACGGGUGAGUUGUCAGUGAUAGUUUGGAAAGAAAGGGCCAAGAGAUUCCGCGAGAAUGUGUCUGCUUAUGUACCGGGUGCGCGAGGAGAAGGGCUGACGAGUCGGGAACGAGUUUGGAAAGAUUAGAGGAAUGCGAUUUGGCACAGUUGCUUGUCGAGCGGUGUAUGUUUGUGUGUGCCUCAAGCAGAAAUCUGCAAAUUGAAUCUCACGCUUGCAAACUGAGAUGUUGCCCGCCCUCGCUUGACCUGUCUAUAGCGACUUUGGCCGUAUUUUCGCGCCAAUAAUUUUGAUCCCUUCAUCGAAAUGUGAGUGUACAGUACUCUCGACCACUCUGUAAUGCUUCCACACAUGUUUACAGUACAGGAGCAAUCUCAGUUGUUCGCCGUCACUGGAACCGAAGCAAUUUACAAUCUCACCUGCCUUUCAGUUCAAUCCUCCGCUCAUGGAAAAGCGACCUUAAAAAUUGUCCCUACCACAUCCCCUCUCUCACCCGCUCCCAUCUUUCAUGGCCCAGAACAUCCCUGCUCAGCUCUCCUUCUCAUCCCCACUGAAAGUAAAUCCUCCUGCUCUCGUGGCCACGCAAUGUGAUGUCCGCCAAUGAUCCUGGCCACUUGCAAACACCAUUCAGACGUCUUUUCCUCGCCCCUUCUAUUCAAUUAGGAAACAACGAAAACUCAGAGCCUCAAUUGUUCCUUCAGAAGACCUAAAGAUAAAUUACAUUCGAGAAAAUCUGAGCAGAUGCACAUAUCGUCCUUCAGUGCAUUCUUAAAUUGAAUGUAGCAACGAAUUCGUCUUCAUUCCCUCACCCAGCGAUCAUUCAAGUGUCGGUACAUUGAAGCGGCUUUCAGCAAGCAUACAGCCUGGCAAUCAAAAUCUGCUUCAAUUGCUUUUUGCUGUCCACAAACGCGAGUGCAUUUUCCGUUCUUCUUUCCGUAUGCUCAGCGUCUCUACAUAUCUCUUCUUCUCCAAUACAAUGAAAGCUGUUGCCUCUGUUCGACCUUACCUCUUAUCUUUGUAUCAUUUUAUCUGUUAAAAAAGAGGGCAUCGCAUGGCAGUUUCAAAACAACGAAGGAUUUUUGCCGACAGCCUUCUCCACGUGCCUUGAUCAAUCAAGAUGCGAAGCAUUUAUUUGGCAUAGUGGACGUCUCCCUUUCUUGUCAAAAAACUGACAUUGAAAACAGUGCUGACUCACCCAAGCGCACACAUUUGCAGCUGGGGAGAGGAGGAGACCGAAGCCUGCAGUCUUAUUCAAGUAGAAAGGCGUCGUCCUUGUCGUGCUUUCGUUAUCAAGAGCAAGUGCUGAUGUGCCCUCAAAUACUGAAAUUGGAAGCGGCCGUAUCAAGACAAAGCCGAAAUCUGCAUUGGGGUAGAAGUGUUGUAUUUCAUGGUACCUUCGUACAGUAUACAGAACGCGGCUGCAGGUGAGGCUUUUUGCUAUUAAUAGCCCAACGUUGAGCAUGCCAUUCCUCAAAGGCACAGCUCUGUACUCGAUGUCCAUGAAAAGUGGGCGACAGCAGGAACCAGAACAUCUGGCAACAUUGAUGCGUCCAACCAGUCACUUGGAGGAAAUCCAGAACCCCUCCUUGCGCUAAACAGCACAUACGUAUGUACGUACCGUACAGUAUGUAUGCUCUUAAACUUCUUAAUUGCGUACAUUCUGGAGCACGUCAGUCCAGGUCCUUAUUUCAUCAGACUAUUCGACUUUCGCCGGCACAACCACAACAACAUUCCUGAACAAUGUUCGAGAACUAUAAAGAAUGACAACAUUCCCGGAAGAAAUGUAA